This is a messenger RNA of Triticum dicoccoides, 1182 nucleotides long. Its product is annotated as TIP41-like protein. Gene Ontology annotation, biological process: TOR signaling. Gene Ontology annotation, cellular component: cytosol. Bases 53 to 919 code for a protein of 288 amino acids. The transcript has 8 exons. NCBI's taxonomy places the organism in Eukaryota, Viridiplantae, Streptophyta, Magnoliopsida, Poales, Poaceae. The record is from RefSeq and is a predicted model, not a curated record.
CUUGACUAGCGACCGAACCAGAGCAAGAGACCGAGACGGGACGCAGCGGAAGAUGGCUGCGGCGGCGGCGUGGGACGGCCCAACGGCGGGCGAGCUGAAAGCGGCCGGCGCGGAGGCGAUUCCGGGCGGCGUGCGGGUGAAGGGGUGGGUCAUCCAGUCCCACAAGGGGCCCAUCCUCAACUCCGCAUCUGUGAGCCUAUUUGAAGAUAAACUUCAGACGACACAUUUACCUGAGAUGGUGUUUGGAGAGAGUUUUGUGUCUAUUCAGAAUGCUCAAACUGGCGUCAAAUUACAUUUCAAUGCGCUUGAUGCUCUCAAGGCAUGGAAACAAGAGGCAUUGCCACCUGUUCAAGUUCCUGCUGCAGCAAAAUGGAAAUUCAGAAGUAAUCCUGCUGAUCAAGUGGUACUUGACUAUGACUAUACAUUCACGACACCAUACUGUGGGAGUGAUGUGGUUCUGAACCAAGACGCUACGCAAACAACUUUAGAUGAAUGUAGCAAUUUGUGUUGGGAGGACACUGAUGACAGGAUCGACCUUGUUGCCCUUUCUGCAAAAGAACCAAUUCUUUUCUACGAUGAGGUUAUCUUGUAUGAAGAUGAGCUAGCUGAUAGUGGUAUUUCAUUCCUUACAGCGCGAGUGAGGGUGAUGCCAACCGGUUGGUUUCUGCUCUUACGCUUUUGGCUUAGGGUUGAUGGUGCGCUGAUGAGAUUGAGGGAUACCCGUUUACAUUGUUCUUUUGGAAGUAAGGAAGCAAACCCGGUUGUACUGCGUGAACUUUGCUGGAGAGAAGCAACAUUUGCUGCCAUGUCUGCGGAGGGGUAUCCUUCCGAUUCUGCGGCAUACGCAGACCCGAAUCUUGUCGCCCGCAAGCUGCCCGUGGUGAUGCAGAAGACCCAGAAGCUGAAGAUACCCAGUUAACCUGCUAAGACACCUCUACCGUGUGUUCGGUACAUCCAUGAGUGUUCAACCGUGGUCACAACUCUAUUUGCAUGUGUUGUAGAUGUGAGCUACCGUUGCUUUACCCAUUUAUCUUGAAGCCCUUGCGACUGGCAAGUAAUGGUAGGCCAUUGUAGCCCGGGCUGGGCUUGUGAACUUUGACAGAUAAGAACGAUGCCACUGUCAGUUUCGGCAAUCCUCAUUCAUGACUGAAUAAGAUGCUUACAGGCUUCAGUUCAUUUUUC